GGGUGAUUCUCGCUUCGUCGUUGAACGCGUUAAUGCAGUUAUAAUGGCUGGAAAUAAAAUUGACGGGUUGCCACAUUUGCUCGAGGUGAAGUUGUAAAGGGCUUCGGUCGUGGUUCCAAAGAGCUAGGAUGCCCGACGGCAAAUUUACCACUAGAAGUGGUCAAAAACCUGCCGGAAAAAAUUGAGACCGGUGUGUACUGUGGAUUCGCUUCUGUUGAGGGCGGUCAAGUUUAUAAGAUGGUGAUGAGCGUCGGUUGGAACCCGUUUUACAAUAACAAAACUAAAGCGGUAGAGGUUCAUAUAAUGCAUAAAUUUGAUUCGGAUUUUUAUGGAAAGGAAGUACGUAUUGUCAUUUUGGAUUAUCUUAGACAGGAGAAGAAUUUUGAAUCGUUGGAUGCACUCAUGGAAGCAAUACAAGGUGAUAUUAGACAAGCCAAUGAAACGUUACAGUUACCGGAGUUUAACCAAUACAAAACGCAUCAGUUUUUUACAGGUCCGUAAUAAAUAUUCAGAAUAGUAA
Messenger RNA from Diabrotica balteata, 520 nucleotides. The record is from the annotation of a GenBank genome assembly. Lineage: Eukaryota; Metazoa; Arthropoda; Insecta; Coleoptera; Chrysomelidae.